GCACCUCCCACUACUGUGGUGCCCACCCCAGAGGAGUCUGCAGCCCCAGCUGCUGCAGUGCCCACCCCAGGGGAGUUUGCAGCCCUAGCUGCUGCAGUGUCCACCCCGGAGGAGCCUGCCACCCCAGCUGCUGCAGUGCCCACCCCAGGGGAGCCUGCUGCCCCUACUGCUGCAGUGCCCACCCCAGGGGAGCCUGCUGCCCCGGCUGCUGCAGUGCCUGUUGUGGAGGAAGUAUUCCCUGCUGGCGUACCCUUCCAGGGAGAUACUGCCCAUACUGACUCAGUGCCUGUCUUAGAAGAAGGAAGUCCUGUUCUAGAGGAGGCUUCCCCUGCUGGAAUGUGGAUCAAGGAGGACCUUGAUUCCCCAGCAUUUGGAAUGAAAGAGGUGACUGGCACAGUGCUGCAUGGGAAAGUGCCUCUGGCUGCAGUUGAUGGAUUAAAUUCAAAUGAGAUGUUUCAGAAAGAACAGGUGGAUCCUCUUCAGAUGAAACUACAGCAGGUGAAUGGACUCGGCCAGGGUUUGAUCCAGAGUGCCGGAAAAAACUGUGAUGUGCAGGGUUUGGAACAUGACAUGGAAGAGAUCAACGCUCGGUGGAACACAUUGAAUAAAAAGGUUGCACAAAGAAUCGCACAACUCCAGGAGGCUUUGUUGCAUUGUGGGAAGUUCCAAGAUGCCUUGGAGCCGUUGCUCAGCUGGUUGGCAGACACUGAGGAGCUCAUAGCCAAUCAGAAACCCCCAUCUGCUGAGUAUAAAGUGGUGAAAGCACAGAUCCAAGAACAGAAGUUGCUCCAGCGGCUCCUAGAUGAUCGAAAGGCCACAGUAGACAUGCUUCAAGCAGAAGGAGGCAGAAUAGCCCAGGCAGCUGAGCGGGCUGAUAGAGAGAAGAUCACUGCGCAGUUGGAGAGUCUUGAAACUAGAUGGACAGGACUACUCAGCAAGGCAGCAGCCAGGCAAAAACAGCUGGAAGAUAUCCUGGUUCUGGCCAAACAAUUCCAUGAGACAGCUGAGCCUAUUUCUGACUUCUUAUCUGUCACAGAGAAAAAGCUCGCUAACUCAGAACCUGUUGGCACUCAGACUGCCAAAAUACAGCAGCAGAUUGUUCGGCACAAGGCUCUGGAGGAAGAAAUAGAAAGCCAUGCAACAGAUGUGCACCAGGCAGUCAAAAUUGGGCAGUCCCUCUCCUCCCUGACAUGUUCUGCAGAGCAGGGUGUACUGUCUGAAAAGCUAGACUCAUUGCAGGCCCGAUUCAGUGAGAUUCAAGACCGGUGCUGUCGGAAAGCAGCCCUGCUUGAACAAGCACUGUCUAACGCUAGGCUGUUCGGGGAGGAUGAGGUGGAGGUGCUCAACUGGCUGGCUGAGGUUGAGGACAAGCUCAGUUCAGUGUUCGUAAAGGAUUACAGACAGGAUGUCCUGCAGAAGCAGCAUGCUGACCACCUGGCUUUAAAUGAAGAAAUUGUUAAUAGAAAGAAGAAUGUAGAUCAAGCUAUUAAAAACGGCCAGGCUCUUCUAAAACAAACCACAGGUGAAGAGGUAUUGCUUAUCCAAGAGAAACUGGAUGGCAUAAAGACUCGCUAUGCAGACAUCACACUCACUAGCUCCAAGGCCCUCAGAACCUUAGAGCAAGCUCGGCAGCUGGCCGCCAAGUUCCAGUCCACGUAUGAGGAACUGACCUGGUGGCUGAGGGGAGUGGAGGAGGAGCUGGCAGCCAGUGGAGGACAGUCUCCCACAGGGGAGCAAAUACCCCAGUUUCAGCAAAGGCAGAAGGAGCUAAAGAAGGAGGUCAUGGAGCACAGGCUGGUGUUGGACACAGUGAAUGAGGUGAGCCGUGCUCUCUUAGAGCUGGUGCCCUGGAGAGCCAGAGAAGGGCUGGAUAAACUUGUGUCUGAUGCCAAUGAGCAGUACAAGCUGGUCAGUGACACUGUUGGACAAAGGGUGGAUGAAAUCGAUGCUGCUAUUCAGAGAUCACAACAGUAUGAGCAAGCUGCUGAUGCAGAACUAGCUUGGGUUGCUGAAACAAAACGGAAACUGAUGGCGCUGGGUCCAAUCCGCUUGGAACAGGACCAGACCACAGCUCAGCUGCAGGUACAGAAGGCUUUCUCCAUUGACAUCAUUCGACACAAAGAUUCCAUGGAUGAACUAUUCAGUCAUCGUGGUGAAAUCUUUGGCACAUGUGGGGAAGAGCAAAAAGCUAUAUUACAGGAAAAGACAGAGUCUCUAAUACAACAAUACGAAGCCAUUAGUCUGCUCAAUUCAGAGCGUUACGCCCGCCUAGAACGGGCACAGGUCUUGGUGAACCAGUUUUGGGAAACAUAUGAGGAGCUCAGCCCCUGGAUUGAGGAAACUCGGACACUAAUAGCACAGUUACCUCCUCCUGCUAUUGAUCAUGAGCAGCUCAGGCAGCAACAAGAGGAAAUGAGGCAACUAAGGGAAUCCAUUGCUGAACACAAACCUCAUAUCGAUAAGCUGCUAAAGAUAGGCCCUCAACUAAAGGAGUUAAACCCUGAAGAGGGGGAAAUGGUGCAAGAAAAAUACCAGAAAGCAGAAAAUACGUAUGCCCAAAUUAAAGAGGAGGUGCGCCAGCGGGCCCUGGCUCUGGACGAGGCUAUUUCCCAGUCAGCUCAGAUUACAGAGUUCCAUGAUAAAAUUGAGCCCAUGUUGGAGACUCUGGAGAAUCUUUCCUCUCGCCUGCGUAUGCCACCACUGAUCCCUGCUGAAGUAGACAAGAUCAGAGAGUGCAUCAGUGACAACAAAAGUGCCACCGUGGAGCUGGAGAAACUGCAGCCAUCCUUUGAGGCCCUGAAGCGCCGUGGAGAAGAGCUCAUUGGGCGAUCUCAGGGAGCUGACAAGGAUCUGGCUGCAAAAGAAAUCCAGGACAAAUUGGAUCAAAUGGUAUUCUUCUGGGAGGACAUCAAAGCUCGGGCUGAAGAGCGAGAAAUUAAAUUCCUUGAUGUCCUUGAACUAGCGGAGAAGUUCUGGUAUGACAUGGCAGCUCUCCUCACCACCAUCAAAGACACCCAGGACAUCGUCCAUGACUUGGAAAGCCCUGGCAUUGACCCAUCCAUUAUCAAACAACAGGUUGAAGCCGCCGAGACUAUUAAGGAAGAGACAGAUGGUCUGCAUGAGGAAUUGGAGUUUAUUCGAAUCCUUGGAGCAGAUUUGAUUUUUGCCUGUGGAGAAACUGAGAAGCCGGAAGUGAAGAAGAGCAUUGAUGAGAUGAAUAAUGCCUGGGAGAACUUAAACAAAACAUGGAGAGAGAGACUGGAAAAGCUUGAGGAUGCCAUGCAAGCCGCUGUGCAGUAUCAGGACACUCUUCAGGCUAUGUUUGACUGGCUAGAUAACACUGUGAUUAAACUCUGCACAAUGCCCCCUGUCGGCACUGACCUCAACACUGUUAAAGAUCAGUUAAAUGAAAUGAAGGAGUUCAAAGUGGAAGUUUACCAACAGCAAAUUGAGAUGGAGAAGCUCAAUCACCAGGGUGAACUGAUGUUAAAGAAAGCUACUGAUGAAACGGACAGAGACAUUAUACGAGAACCAAUGACGGAACUUAAACACCUCUGGGAGAACCUGGGUGAGAAAAUUGCUCACAGACAGCAUAAGCUAGAAGGUGCUCUCUUGGCCCUUGGCCAGUUCCAGCAUGCCUUAGAGGAGCUAAUGAGUUGGUUGACUCACACUGAAGAGUUGCUAGAUGCUCAGAGACCAAUAAGUGGAGACCCAAAAGUCAUUGAAGUUGAGCUCGCAAAGCACCAUGUUCUAAAAAAUGAUGUUCUGGCCCAUCAAGCCACAGUGGAAACAGUCAACAAAGCUGGCAAUGAGCUUCUUGAAUCUAGCGCUGGAGAUGAUGCCAGCAGCUUAAGGAGCCGUUUAGAAACCAUGAACCAGUGCUGGGAGUCAGUGUUACAAAAAACAGAGGAGAGGGAGCAGCAGCUUCAGUCGACGCUGCAGCAGGCCCAGGGUUUCCAUAGUGAAAUUGAAGAUUUCCUCUUGGAACUGACUAGAAUGGAGACCCAACUUUCUGCAUCGAAGCCCACAGGAGGACUUCCUGAAACGGCUAGGGAGCAGCUUGAUACACAUAUGGAACUCUAUUCCCAGCUGAAAGCCAAGGAAGAGACUUACAAUCAACUGCUUGACAAGGGCAGGCUCAUGCUUCUCAGCCGUGAUGAUUCUGGAUCUGGCUCGAAGACAGAACAGAGCGUAGCACUCUUGGAACAGAAGUGGCAUGUGGUCAGCAGUAAGAUGGAAGAAAGAAAGUCAAAGCUGGAAGAGGCCCUCAACCUGGCAACAGAAUUCCAGAAUUCCCUGCAAGAAUUUAUCAACUGGCUCACUCUAGCAGAGCAGAGUUUAAACAUCGCUUCUCCUCCCAGCCUGAUUCUAAACACCGUCCUUUCCCAGAUAGAGGAGCACAAGGUGUUUGCUAAUGAAGUAAAUGCUCAUCGAGACCAGAUCAUUGAGCUGGAUCAAACCGGGAAUCAGUUAAAGUUCCUUAGCCAGAAACAGGACGUUGUUCUGAUCAAAAAUUUGCUGGUUAGCGUCCAGUCUCGAUGGGAGAAGGUUGUCCAGCGAUCUAUUGAAAGAGGACGAUUGCUGGAUGAUGCCAGAAAGCGGGCAAAACAAUUCCACGAAGCUUGGAAAAAACUGAUUGACUGGCUAGAAGAUGCAGAGAGUCACCUGGACUCAGAACUGGAGAUAUCCAACGACCCAGACAAAAUUAAACUUCAGCUCUCAAAGCAUAAGGAGUUC
Aethalodelphis obliquidens (Pacific white-sided dolphin) is the source of this 4737-nucleotide messenger RNA. Its product is annotated as microtubule-actin cross-linking factor 1-like. Gene Ontology annotation, molecular function: structural molecule activity; cadherin binding. Gene Ontology annotation, cellular component: membrane; cytoplasm; actin cytoskeleton. The transcript is spliced from 28 exons. NCBI's taxonomy places the organism in Eukaryota, Metazoa, Chordata, Mammalia, Artiodactyla, Delphinidae. Gene Ontology annotation, biological process: intermediate filament cytoskeleton organization; regulation of microtubule-based process; regulation of focal adhesion assembly. The record is from RefSeq and is a predicted model, not a curated record. The annotation marks the transcript as partial.